GUAGCAAAGUAAAAAAUACUCAAUAGAUGGACGAUGAAUUAAAAGUGGUGAACAAUAAACAGAAGGCUUUUGUUGAGAUCCAACAAAGCAGGUGAUAAGCUGAGGCAGAGGUAUUUCUUAAAAAAAGACUUCACAAUGAAGUUCAGUCGUUUUUGACUAGUUACUCAUAGCUGUCCAUUUUUUUAUUUGUUUCGAUAAGUCACGAAACAAUCACAUCCGUUUGAUUUGGUUUCGUUUUGUGUGCCCGUGCUCGAUUUUCAAGAAUUAGUAAGGAAUAAACUCUAGAGUGAAACGGAACGAUAUACAUAUAUUUCGCAGCCAUUUUGACUAUCGCACCAUGAAUUAAUACACGUUUACAAAAAGAUUACAAUAUGCGUAAAUUACUUAUACUUGCACUGUUGUUAUAUAACAUCAUUGCAAUGGCUACAAGAGCGGGCGGUUACGAUUAUGACGAUAUUGAAGGAAAUAAAAGACACUCUCUCAUUGAUGACCGAAGAAACUGGAGGAAGAAGGCAUUAUUGAAACCCCUGGACGAUCACAAAGACUGGGACCGUAGGAGACACGACUACGACGGUCCCAGAUACAUGGACCAAGACCCCGAUCUCAAGAUAUUUGGCGGAAUAGAUAGGCAAAGAGAUUUAGACAUAUCUGCACCGUACAGAGACAGAGAUAGAGAACGGCAAGGACCACCGAGACAUUACGAAGACGACAAAAUGAACAUGCAACAAGGAAUGAAAAGCGCUGAAAUGGGACACUCGUCCUCCUACAUUGAUAAAGAUCCUACAGAAAAGAAAAUGCCACUAUCUAUGAAUUGCGAAAGACCGCACGAAAGAUACGAGGCGUGCUUCGCGGGCUGCGCGUCGGUGACGUGCGACAACCCGCGGGACCGGCUGCGGCCCUGCUACCCCUUCUGCGAGCCUGGCUGCAUCUGCGUGCAUCCUUACGUACGCGACGACCGCACUCACAAGUGCGUCUUGCCAGAAGAAUGUACCAAGGGCCUCAAAGGAAUACCUGACCUGGGUGACGAUAUAUAAAGCUGUACACAUUCAGCAAAGAGAGGUUAUAUAACACAAUUAUUUGAGGUGUACAUUAGUUAUGUUAUGUGAAUAAAU
Molecule: messenger RNA, 1112 nt
Organism: Trichoplusia ni (cabbage looper)
Lineage: Eukaryota; Metazoa; Arthropoda; Insecta; Lepidoptera; Noctuidae
Exons: 5
Coding region: 372-1034 (220 amino acids)
Source: RefSeq, a predicted model, not a curated record